UAGUAAUGUUAUUUCUUAUAACAAUAGUAAGGUAAUAAAUUAAAACAUCUUUAGUUUAUCAUAUGCAGCAACAUUAAUAAAACCAGUGACCAUUAUCGAUGUAUUUAUGUUAUAUUUAUUAAUAGUCAUAUUCUUAAUUGUGUGUAAGUAGUGGUGAAUGUUGUGCAUGUUCAAAAUCAGGGUCUUGUGGUUCUAAUUCAACUUGUGCAUGUUUAGCAUCAUAAGGGAGUCUAAUGUCAGGUUAAACAUGUUUAUUGAACUCAACAGAAAAUUUAGCUGUUGAAAAAUAAACAUAAAAUGGAGCAGAUGAAUCCUUAAUCAAUAGGUAAUAAAUAUUUAUUAAAUAUCUAGUUUUUCUGUUAUAUAAGUCUAUGAUUUAUUAAAUAGAAAUUCAACUUUGUCAUUUAAAUAAUUAUCUGCUAUUUAUGAAUUAGGCAAAAGUAUAGCUUAAAAUAGUGUAUAAUAAAGUGAAAUUAAUUGGUUUUUAAGGAGUCUUGAAUUUAUUACUAAGAAAUUAAAAGCAGUCUAAGCUUUAGAAACUAGUGCUCUAUAAGCAUUUUAAAUGCAAUUAUUGGAUUUAAUUCGAUCACUUAUGUUUAAAUAUAUUGAUUUGGAUUCAACAAAAAAUCCAAUCUUUUUUGAAUAAGGAUAUUUUAGUGCUAUAAUUGCUAAAUGGAAAGAUACUAGUAAAAUUAUAUAAUCAAUUUUAUAUAGUAAAUUAUUCAAACAUGAAAAUAAAUUCCAAAUCAAUUAAAUCAGCUUAAUGUGAAUAUAAAUACAAAUCAGUGUUGAUAAGAGUAAUAAUAACAAAGAUUUAUAAUAGUAUAAAUUAGUACUUGCAGUUUCUAAUGAAAUGAUAGAUGCAUUCACUAAUUCAACAUUUAUUUAUAAUUCUACAGUUACGUAUUGUUAAUUUAUGGAUAAAUAUGGUGAAAUCUAUUUUCCUCCAUCAUCUGAAUUUCAUUAUUGGCAUUAUGUUCCAAAUUUUGACUAUGAGCCAUUGUUAAAUAUGACUGAUGUAAUAGGACUUGGAUGUUUUUAAGUAUAUUGAAAAAUUAAUAUAGAUAAAAUAAUCUAAUUCUGUCUAUGGAUUGGCAUACAAUAAUUAAGAUUGUCAAUAUAAAGAAGUAUCAAUUACUAGAACUGUGCCAUAUUGUUAAUGUAAUGAACCUGGAGUUACUUUUGUUUAAAUCUUAUGGAGUGAAACUAAAAUGAUUCAACUUGCUUUGGCUUAAGGAUCAUCAAAUUUAACUAAUUCAACCGAAGCUUAUGAACAAUUGUUGAUCUUUAUAUAUUUUAUCAUUUAUAUUUUAUUAUGA
Molecule: messenger RNA, 1319 nt
Organism: Paramecium sonneborni
Lineage: Eukaryota; Ciliophora; Oligohymenophorea; Peniculida; Parameciidae
Source: the annotation of a GenBank genome assembly